AUGCGCUCCCCUAAUAAGUAUGCGCAAGAAGUUUCGUCCAUGCUGAACGAUUUCUUUGGUGACUCACGGCCAAAGAGAAGCUAUAAUGUUGACGCCGCCGAACUCUUGAUGAAUAGACCCCAAGCGGGACCGCGGAUUCAGACUCAGAAGGUCCAGCUGUUCCAGGUAUCUGCAGACGGCAAGAAAGUGGCCGUACCAGGACACUACGAGCGCGUUCUAUUCGAGAGGGAGAUGUAUAUCUGCCCCCACACCUUCACAAACGGUGCAGGCAAGAAAGUCUCAGAAGUCUACUUUUGGGCAGGAGAUGAGGUUCCAGAGUCUACGGUGGAGGAUGCCCAUCUCUUCGUCAACCGAGAGGCCCGGGCAAUGGGAGGGAAGCUCAUCAAGAUUCGGCAAGGCAAGGAGACUCCUGAGUUCAUCCAGGCUCUAGGUGGCAUAGUUAUUGUUCGCCGUGGUUCAAGCAACAAAUACGACUCGCUUGCUCCCAACAUGCUCUGCGGCAGGCGGUUCUUGGGCCAAAUAGUCUUCGACGAGGUCGACUUUGCGCCAUCCAGCUUAUGCUCCGGGUUUCCCUACCUAAUUACGCAGCAGGGCAAGUGCUAUCUAUGGAAGGGCAAGGGAAGCAGUGUGGAUGAGUUAAGCUGCGCUCGGCUAAUAGGAAUGGACCUUGCGCUCAUGGGCGAGCUGCUUGAGGUUGAAGAUGGAAGUGAAAGUGCUGCUUUUUGGAGUAUCUUCGAUGGUGGCGCCAAACCCGGUUCUGCUGAUCACUGGCGGUUGAAGCCGAGUUACGACAAGUAUUGUGGACGGCUGUUCUGCUCUGAUGUAGCCGACCGUAAGCAGAUCAUCGAGCUUCAUCCUUUCAGCCAAAUAGAUCUCCAGCCCAACAAGAUCUACAUCCUUGAUGCCUUCUUCGAGAUGUACAUCAUUGUAGGCCGCCAGUCUCAGUCUCAAUAUGCCGCGUUCCACAACGCACUCGACUUUGCCCAGGAAUAUGCCAUCCUGGCAGCUGGUAUGGAGGAUCGACCGUUCGUCCCAAUCUCAACAGUCGUCUUGGAGGGCAUCCCUCGAGACCUCAAGAGCGUCUUCCGCAAGUGGAGAGACGACGGCAGCCCGACGCGAACAGCUCUGCCCAACCCCGCGAGCCCGAAUCUCAAGCGCGGACGCAGCUUGAGGAUCGUGCCCCUGACUCAAGCACUUCAGGCUUUGUCCGAGUAA
This is a messenger RNA of Phaeoacremonium minimum UCRPA7, 1215 nucleotides long. Its product is annotated as putative gelsolin repeat protein. The transcript has 2 exons. Gene Ontology annotation, molecular function: actin filament binding; phosphatidylinositol-4,5-bisphosphate binding. Lineage: Eukaryota; Fungi; Ascomycota; Sordariomycetes; Togniniales; Togniniaceae. The record is from RefSeq and is a predicted model, not a curated record. Gene Ontology annotation, biological process: actin filament severing; barbed-end actin filament capping. The coding region runs from base 1 to 1215 and encodes 404 amino acids.